AUGAGGCGGCCCCGCAAGAUUGGUCUCGUCACGACGAUUCUCGCGCUGCUCGCCGCCGUUUUCGCCGAUGAGCACCCAUUUAAAGGCCAUGCUCGAUAUCGACGGCAAAUUCUUGACGAGCCGGGCCAGCAGAUUGACUUGAACAUCACAGUGCCUUAUAUUUUCUCGGCGCGCCUUUACACGUAUGGUCCGAAUCGUGGAGACAUUGAGAUGAACGGAAGACAGGAGAUUUAUAAGCUUGAGAGCCCCGUCCAUUUCAUGGGCGAUGUCUUCGAUAGUAUCUAUAUUGGACGAGAUGGGGCUGUUGGGUUCACGGAGAAGCGAUCAAGGCCUUCAGCAUUACCAAUUGAAGAGCCCACGAUUGCGGUUUUCUGGCAGCCGGCCACCCUUGGAAAGGUUUACUAUCGGGAAACUGAUGAUAUUAAUAUAAUCAACCUUGCCCACAAUGAGGUCAACAUUCAAUAUCGAUAUGGUUCGCAGUUCCGCGUUCGUUCGGUGGUGUUGAUCACUUGGGAAGGUGUGAAAGACCCGCAGAACCUGGAUUCGGAAGGAAAUACGUUUCAAUUGGCGUUAAUAAUGGGCGAUUCGAUGACAUUCGCGCAUUUCAUCUACAGCAAACUUAAUUAUAACCAAAACGCAAUUGCGGGAUUCUCGAACCAUCAAAACUUCUACUCGCUUCCCGACUCGGCGACUCAAGACGCCAUUCAGCUCGCCGACAAAUCCGACAUUGGAAUACCCGGCGAAUGGCUUUUCCGAAUUGAUAGCCCGCAUAUUUAUCUAUGCGGCGCCGGAUUCAAAGGUUUGGAAUGCAUCGAGUCGUGCGGAAACUCGCAAUGGUUCAAUGAUUGCUCGAGGAGUUGCCAUUGCGAUGGCGGCGACGCUUGCGAUCAGGAGAAUGGCCGAUGCCCGAAUGGCAAAUGUUCGCCGGGAUGGUCCGGCGAGCCGAUUUGCGAUGUCGAUGUCGAUGAAUGCAAGGCGAGAACGCAUCAUUGCCCAAAUGAGCAGCCGGAUUGUCUCAACACACCGGGAAGCUUUUUGUGUCUUUGCUUCGAGUAUGACGAGCAACGGCAGAUGUGCAAGAACUCAAUUCCGGCUCCGCCAUCGGCGCCGAUUCCAGUUGAUGUGAUUCCGAUGCGGCCGAGCUUUACGAGGAAUCAGCCGACGACGACACCGGCGGCUGUUCAGAGGACACGGUUCAAGGCGACGACAACCGCAGCGGCGGCGGCGACGACGACGCGGCCGGCCAAUAUUGAUUUUGUCGAAACGUUACCAACUGUUAACACGCCACUUCUUACUACGAUUCCGACGACGAGACCAACGACGACCGAGGCGCCAACAACUGUGAUAAUUGCAUGCUCUCGUUGCGAUCCAAAUGCGAGGUGCGAAAAUGGUGUCUGCAAAUGUCAAGAAGGAUUCACCGGCGAUGGAUUCAGAUGCUAUGAUGUCGAUGAGUGUGAAAUUGAAGGAGCUGUGUGUGGAAACCAUUCGAUUUGUACGAACACGAUUGGAAGUUUUGAAUGCACUUGCUUUGGCGGUUAUCGCCUCGAAGACGCUCAAUGUGUUGAUGUUGACGAGUGCCGAGAGACGCCAAGAGUUUGUGGAGAGCCGGGACACGGUACGCAAUGUAUUAAUAAGGAUGGAAGUUUUGAAUGUGUGUGCAAAGAAGGUUUCAUUGGAGAUCCAUCGACGCUAUGUGAAGAUAUCGAUGAAUGUAAGAAUCCGGAGUCGUGCGGACCAAAUUCAAGGUGUACUAAUACGCCUGGCGGUUAUGAAUGCGAAUGUUUGCCGGGAUUCGAAAGAAUCGCCGAAGGCGCCCAUUGCACGGACCGAGACGAAUGCGCAGUGUCGCCUUGUCAUCCAGCAGCGAUUUGUAGCAACACCAGAGGGUCUUAUAAUUGUGAGUGCAUUGAUGGAUUCAUUGGCGAUGGAAAAACGUGCCAUGAGACGAUCAUGUACCCAAUUUCGAAUGAUUCGCGAGUUAUUCCGAGAUCGUGGAACUCGGUGACAAUGAUUCCGCUAAUCGAACCGGUUUCAUUAUUUGGAAAGAAGUAUAAUUCAGCAUUUAUUUCGACAAAUGGCCUUAUCUCGUUCGCGACACCACUUGAUGGUCUUGUGGAGCGCGUCGAGACCAUUAAUCAGCCGGCGAUUUUUGCACUUCACGCCCAAUUAGACUAUUUGAAGGAUGGUCUCGUCGCGUAUACGUAUGUGAAUGACACGGAUUCGAGCACAUUUCCUCUUCUCAUGAGGGCUUCUCUAAGUGUUCAAUCGAUAAUGGGUCUUGAGAGUUAUGAAACCAAGAGUAUGCAUAUUUUCACAUUUGAUCAUGUCAGGCAAGCGGGAUCCGACAAUUUCAAUUCGUUCCAAGCCGUCAUCGCCGAGGCUCCUGAAGCGACUUUUCUAUUUUUGAUCUACGAGAAAGCGCAAGCCAAAGGGCCAUUGACUGGAAUCGCCACACCGAAUCGAUUUAUGAUGAUUCCGAAUGAUCGUCUCACGAGGGGUUCCAAUGUCGGACAGCCCGGUAAAUGGAUGUAUCGGGUUGACACCGCCGAACUAUUGGUUGGUCCAUCAAGACAAAGUCAAUUUUUGCAAAAUUUCCCAUUUUUCGAAUGCGAUUCCGGACGAUAUGGAACGAACUGCGAGCAGAGUUGCCAUUGCGACGGCUCGGUUGCGUGCGAUGUUGUCACUGGAGCUUGUCCUGGUGCUCUGUGCCGAGCUGGUUGGGAAGGAGCCGCGUGUGAUCAAGACAUUGAUGAAUGCGCAAUGAGUUUGGUGACGUGCUCGACAGGUUCGGAGUGUGUGAAUACACGAGGCGGUUAUCGUUGCGAUUGUAAGCGAGGCUUUGUUCCCGUUGGGAAAGAAUGCCGACCCACUGAUCCGUGCCUUUCCAAGUUUGGAGUGCCGUGCUCUAGAAAUGGCGAAUGCAUCAAUUUGGAGACGGGGCCACAAUGCUCAUGUCAUAAAGGCUACUCGGGAGAUGGAUUCAAGUGCAUGUUGGGAAAAGCGAAUCGGCCGAUUGGCAAUGAUUUGUUCAGCGAAUUGACGCAUCAUUUGAUGGAGGCGACGAAUGAAAACUCUACCGAAACGACGCCCAACGAGAAUCCGUUCUUGAUGAAAUCAUGGACGACGGAGCGGCCGGAAAUCGCGACGAGACCAAAGUUCGCCACCGUGCGCACGCCGCCACUCCUCUACACCGCGCCGCCUAUCAAACCAGUCAUGCACGAUAAGGAUGUCGACGUUCUUGAGGGAUCCAAGGAGAAGGUUGAAGAAGGCGAUGGAAUUCAUUUGGCAUUUGUUAUCCUACCAGCUGCGCUCAUUGUCAUCUGGGCGCUUCUCAUUCUCAUCGUCCUCGUUCUUUGUAAAAUGAGCAAAAGAAAACGUGAAUCGCGCGAACGCCAAAACUUCCCGAGAAGCUGGAAGAUGCCGGCGAUUCAAUCGACGAACCCCAACAUCAUCUAUGGUCGUACCCCAAGGAUCACAACCUACGAUGCCUUUUGA
Molecule: messenger RNA, 3495 nt
Organism: Caenorhabditis bovis
Lineage: Eukaryota; Metazoa; Nematoda; Chromadorea; Rhabditida; Rhabditidae
Source: the annotation of a GenBank genome assembly